AUGAACCUAAGCUUUUUUGAUCAAUUUUCAAGCCCUUACCUCCUAGGGAUCCCACUAAUCCUCCCAUCCCUUCUUCUUCCGGCCCUCCUACUCCCCUCUCCAGGACAUCGGUGGGUCAACAACCGCCUUUCCACUGUACAACUCUGAUUUAUUCACCUAAUUACAAAACAACUAAUAACCCCUCUAAACAAAGCAGGCCACAAAUGAGCCCUUCUAUUAACAUCCCUAAUCCUCCUUCUUCUCUUCAUCAACCUGCUUGGCCUCCUUCCAUACACCUUUACUCCCACCACUCAACUAUCAAUAAACAUAGCCCUAGCCCUGCCACUAUGACUUGCCACCCUAUUAACAGGCCUACGAAAUCAACCCUCUGCUUCCCUAGGCCACCUUCUCCCAGAAGGAACACCCACACCUCUUAUCCCAGCCUUAAUCAUAAUUGAAACAACCAGCCUCCUCAUCCGACCCCUGGCCUUGGGGGUACGCCUAACAGCCAACCUUACAGCUGGACACCUACUCAUCCAAUUAAUUUCUACAGCUACAAUUACCCUCCUACCAAUAAUACCAUCAAUCUCCGCCUUAACAGCACUCAUCCUAUUUCUUCUAACCAUCUUAGAAGUAGCAGUGGCCAUAAUUCAAGCUUACGUAUUUGUCCUCCUUCUAAGUCUGUACUUACAAGAAAAUAUUUAA
Molecule: messenger RNA, 684 nt
Organism: Lagopus muta (rock ptarmigan)
Lineage: Eukaryota; Metazoa; Chordata; Aves; Galliformes; Phasianidae
Source: the annotation of a RefSeq genome assembly